Messenger RNA from Dentiscutata heterogama, 2699 nucleotides. NCBI's taxonomy places the organism in Eukaryota, Fungi, Glomeromycota, Glomeromycetes, Diversisporales, Gigasporaceae. The record is from the annotation of a GenBank genome assembly.
AUGAUAUUUGGAAAAUCAAAUCCUGCACCUCCUCGUCUGAACAAUAAAAUACCCGAGACAAAAGCAAACUUAUUUUCAGAACUUACCUUUUGGUGGAUUAACGAUUUAAUGAGCUUAGGUUAUAAACGUCCUUUGGAAAAAGAUGAUCUAUUUGUUUUGAAUGACACAAGAACUGCUAAAAUUGUUACAGAUAAAUUUGAAGCAGAAUGGAGAAAAGAAGUUGAAAAAAUUGCGUUAGGAAAGAAACCAUCUUUAAUAAAAGCUCUAUAUAGAGUUUUGUGGGGUAGAUUUUGCUUGGCGGGUAUAGUUAGAUUUUUUAGUGAUAUAUUAGCAACUAUUUCACCUUUGAUUUUAAGGAUGGUUUCUAUGUUUUUGUUUAGCUUAUACUUUUAUUAUGUAAUGGAAACCGGUUUCCUCUCUCGUACUAUCCUCAUAACUGCUAUCUAUCGGAAAGCUUUAGUUUUAAGUGGAAAGGCUAGAAGCUUAUUUACUAAUGGAAAGAUCACUAAUCUAAUGUCUACUGAUACUACACGUAUAGACUUUGUGUGUGGUUACUUUCAUAUGAUUUGGGCCGCUCCUGUUCAAAUUUGUAUAAUAUUGAGUUUGUUAAUAUUUAAUAUUGGGUCAUCAGCAUUAGCUGGUUUUGCUUUAUUGGUGAUAUUGUUCCCUAUGCAAGGGAAGGUUAUGUCAUUAUUGGCACGUACUAGGGCUAAAGCCGCUGGUAUUGCUGAUGAACGAGUAAAAUUGACACAAGAAAUUUUGUUAGGGAUUAGAGUGAUUAAAUAUUAUGCUUGGGAAGAUAGUUUUGCAGAUGCUCUUAAUAAAUUAAGAAAUAAAGAGAUUAGUUUGGUUGGAUUUUUGUUAACUAUUAGAGCUGCCAUUACAGGUAUUUCAAUGGUCUUUCCAAUAUUUGCUAGUAUCCUAGCGUUUAUAACGUUUUCAUUGACAGGAGGAAACCUUGAUGUCGAUAUCGUAUUCUCUUCUUUAGCAUUAUUCAACCUUUUCCGAAUACCUUUAAUAUUCCUGCCAGUAGCUAUAGCUUCUAUUAGUGAUGCCUAUGUAUCAAUUAAUCGUAUAAAUGAUUUUUUGCAGGCUGAUGAGUUAUCAGUUUUACCGGGAAUCAAUCCGGACGAACAAUAUGCUAUUAAAGUUACUGAUGGUGAAUUUAUCUGGGAAAGUGCUACACCAGAAGAAGUUACUGAUGAUUCAAAAAAAGAAAGGAAAAAAGAAAAAAGGUCAGAAAAUCAUAAAAAAAGUGAUAAAAGUGAAAAUGAUUCUUCAUCUACUAUUAGUAACGAAAAGGCUCCAGACACCUCUACAGCUUUGACUCCUGCUGAUCUAGGUGAAAACUUUGAAAAUUCUCGUCCACUUUCUCCAAGGUCUCAACUUUUUAAUAUUAAUGUUUCAAUACCUCAUGGAAAGCUAAUUGCCAUUGUUGGUUCCGUAAGGUCUGGCAAAUCUUCAUUAUUGACAGCUCUGGUUGGUGAAAUGAAAAAAAUUAAAGGGGAGGUCUUAUUUGGAGGAAAUGUUGGGUAUUGUCCUCAAAGUGCGUGGAUUCAAAACGCUACACUUAGGGACAAUAUUACUUUUGGAUUACCUUUUGAUGAAGAAAAGUAUCGACAAGUGAUUAAAGAUUGUUGCCUAGAACAAGAUUUAAAAACAUUGCCUAAUGGUGACUUGACCGAAAUUGGAGAGAAAGGAAUUAAUUUAUCUGGAGGACAAAAGCAACGUGUCAACAUUGCAAGAGCUGUGUACUAUAAUGCAGAUAUCGUAUUAUUAGAUGAUCCAUUAUCGGCAGUUGAUGCACAUGUUGGCAAAUACAUAUUCACAAACUGUAUUCAAGGUGCACUUGCCAAAAAAACGCGUUUAUUUGUUACACAACAUUUACAUUAUCUGCCACAAGUCGACUGUGUAAUAUAUAUGGAAAACGGCAAAAUUGCUGAACAAGGAACUUAUGAAGAAUUAAUGAAUAAUGGGAAAUCAUUUUCGAAAUUGAUUGCUAAAUAUGGUGAAACCAAAAAUGAAUAUGAAAUAAAAAAUAAUGAAGAAUCAAUAUUGAAAGAAAAAGAUAAGACAUUUUAUUUGCCUAAGGAGUUAAUGUCAACAGAAGAACAAUACAGAGGGGCAGUAAAUAAUGAAAUAUAUUUGGCAUAUCUUAAGAAUGCGGGUGGAUUGUUAUCAAUACUAAUCAUUAUUUUCUUGCUUGUUAUGAUGCAAGGAACAAAUAUUGCAAAUAAUUUUUGGCUUUCGUUUUGGUCUAGCAACACGUUUGACCUUCCAAUAGGACUGUAUAUGGGUGUUUAUUGCGCAUGGGGAGCCAUUCAAGGGAUUUUUAGUAUUUUAUGUGGUGUUGCAUUCGCAUACAGCGGUGUCAAAGCAGCCAAAAGACUACAUAAUAAUGCGAUUAAACGUGUAUUAAGAGCACCAAUAAGUUUUUUUGAUACCACUCCUUUAGGAAGAAUUAUUAAUCGUGCUAUUGGAACUUUUAUUCUAAUCGAAGUGGUGUUUAAGUGGUUUAUUAUUCCGUUGGUUCCUUUGGCCAUACUUUAUUAUUUAGCGGCUCUUUUUUAUCGGGCAUCUAAUCGCGAGUUAAAGCGUCUUGGUUCAGUAUUAAGAUCUUCGUUAUAUGCUCAUUUUUCCGAGACACUUACAGGGCUGCCGAUUAUUCGCGCCUAUCGUGAACAAGAAAGAUUUUUGAG